UUAACCGGAUGCUACUUGAGAUAGCGGAGGUUCCAGGACAACUAGCUACAAGAAAAAGCCUCUGUCAUUUAAAACGUGUUUGCCGAUUAUUGUACAGUAUCACUUAAUGUUUUAACCGGUCUUGUUGCUGCCUUCGACAGGAAAACGUGAUGAACGUGUUUAUUUUAUGGGAACAGGCUAUAUGGAAUGAGCAAUAACUGUAAUGAUGCACGAGCUGCUGCUUGAAAGCAUAGGAAGCUUGCUAGAUGGCUAGCUAGCUAGCGAACGGGUAAUUUAUAGGAAAUAGACAGUGCUAUAUAUCUGAAUCAACAUGGCAAACAAUAUUAUAAGGCAAAUUGGACAACUCUGCAAUUAUCUCCAAGACCCGAUUCAUGUAGCGCGGUUUCAGCAGAUCUGUGGUGUGCGCGGGACGUUUUCUAGGAACCCAGCAGAGACCAAAGAAGUGGAGCGAGCUCGCUUGCACAACAACAGCAUUAGCCAUCUCCAGGGUGAAAGUGAGAAAUGUACUGUCAACGGAGGUGGAGAAGGGGAGAAAACCGAGAGUCUUCGGCAGAGGAAAGUCACCUCUCCGGGGAACAGUUUGAAACAGGAAGGGGUAGACAAUGCUUCUCAGAACGAGGCAAUGGUCACUCCUGCUGCGGGGAAAACGGACGGGCACAGCGGGAACGGUUGCCGCCUCGUUAGAGCCAGUGAUGUUGGGGUACCGGACCUCACAGAAAACUGUUCAAGUGGCGUCAACGAGUCCAGGGUGGAAUGCACCUCUGAGACACCUGAUGUCCGGAUUAGUGAGCACCCAAGUCCUUCUAGGAGCACUGUCAAGCCCUUGCGCAAAAAUUCCCUGACAGGCGAUAUGGGCCAGGAGUUUUUAAUCGAGAACACGUUUUUGUACUACCUGUUCACCUUCGGAACUGAGCUGGGCAAUGAGCUGUUUUACAUCACCUUUUUCCCGUUCAUCAUAUGGAACGUGGACGCUUACGUCAGCCGGCGACUGAUCAUAGUCUGGGUUUGGGUCAUGUACCUUGGCCAGAGCACCAAGGAUGUUAUUCGCAGGUCCAGGCCAGCCUCACCGCCCGUGGUUAAGGUGGAGAUGUUCUACAACUCUGAGUAUAGUAUGCCCUCUACACACGCCAUGGCAGGCACGGCCAUUCCCUUCACACUGUUCCUGCUGACCUAUGGCCGUUGGGAGUACCCCUUCAUGUUUGGGUUAACUCUGGCAAUGUGCUGGUGUGUGCUGGUCUGCAUAAGCCGCAUCUACAUGGGUAUGCACUCCAUCCUGGACGUCAUUGCUGGCUUCCUGUACAGCCUCCUGAUCCUGGUGGUAUUCCAGCCGGCGCUGGACCUGAUUGACAACUUCAACCUGACGUACCGCUACGCUCCCCUCAUCAUCAUCUCCCUGCACCUGGGCAUGGGCCUCUUCUCCUUCACCCUGGACACCUGGAGCACCUCGCGGGGCGAUACCGCUCAGAUCCUGGGCACUGGCGCUGGCAUGGCCCUAGCCUCCCACCUUAACCACUACCUGGGCCUGAUGCCCGACCCCCCGCUGGACCAGCUGCCCCUGUCCCCCCCGGCCCUCAGUGCCGCCCUGCUGGUCGUAGCCAUGCUGAGGAUGUGCCUGGGUGUACUGGUGCUGCUGGCCAUCAGGGCCCUCAUGAAGGCCAUCACCAUCCCUCUGGCCUGCCGUAUCUCUGGCAUCCCAAGUGGAGACUUGAGGAAGGCCCGACAGCACAUGGAGGUCGAGCUGCCCUACAGGUACAUUGUGUACAGCACGGUGGGCUUCAGCACCAUCUUCCUGGUACCCCAGCUCUUCACCUUCCUGCAGCUGUCCUGAUGAGAGAGCCUUGUGGAUCCCCCAGUCCCCUGCCCUCACCCUGCUCAUCUAAAACCAAGCCCAUAGGAACAUGGGAAAUUCACACCUUACAUAUCCUGUACAUCCAACCCCCUCUGCCACUAACCCUUGUCCCUGCCAGCUCUAACGACAGAAACCUCUUAUCAGGGAACUCCUAAAGACUUGAGUUGACAGGAUGUCAGCACUGAUUACUAAAUCCUAUUCCCUGUAUCUUACUUUGAUUUUUUUUAUUCAAUCAGAAUUUGUUUAUCUUUAAUUUCCCAUUUUAUGGUCUCAAUUUGAAAGGAAAUGCACUAAUGAUUUUAGCGAACUCAAGGGCCUUUGUAUUUUUCUGGCUUUGGGCAUCAGGGCAAGUUAUGGGAUCAACCAGACUAAUAAUUCUGUCUAUUAUUAGUCACCCCUUCCCUAACCAUACCUACAUUGUCUAUCCUGAGUAUUUAUUUAAAAUACUUUAUCUGCUUUUUCGUACUUGGGAGAAAAUUAGGAAUCAAUUCUAAUCUGAUGAAUUCAGUCUGCUUCCUGGUUGUGUUCUCUUAUCUAUUUUUCUAAAGGGCUCUUUUUAUCUAUUGUUGAUUUUGAAGAUGAUCCGUUGAGGUUUGAAUAUAUUGAUUUUUACUGUGUACUGAUGGGAGAAAAGCCAUGACUGGGGCUGGGCACAUAUGAUGCAGCGGCGUCACUUGGUCACUGUGUUAUAUAUAGAGGACAGGACAUUGCCCCUAUAGGUCAGAGGGUUAAAAGUAGGAUUGUUUUAAGCGUCAGGAGGACUUGGCUUAGACACACAGUGAGGAACUUCCUGUUUUACAGGAGGGGAUGCACAUGACCACACGCAAUCACUUCCUGCGGGUCUCGUGUUUGGAGGGGAUAAGGGAGGUUUAGAGGAGAUAACACCAACCCCAAGGGUAAAGGCAUGCACGCGGCAGGGGUUUGACAGAGAGAGGAGAGAGCUGCACUAGAAAUAAGUAUAGGAGCUAAGUUCUGCUUAAAUGCAGGUCAUUUUGUUCAAACAUAAUUUGCAUUCACAGAGGGAUUUCACAUGGAAAGCCUCUCAACAUAACUAAGCUAGACAGUUUAUCUUCCAGGUGUACUUUAAUGAACACUUUGGCAACUCUUUUCUCUCACUGUAUGUUUCACCCCCUUGAUUCUCUCUUCGUCAUGUCCCCCCAACCGUCCUCCCUAUCUACCUUCCUUUGCAUCCUCUCUUUAGAACUCUUCCAUGUCCAUAGUGACUGGACUAGAGCCACACAUUUUAUUUAUAUAUUUAUAUAUAUAUACACACACACACACACUACCGUUCAAAGGUUUGGGGUCA
Coregonus clupeaformis (lake whitefish) is the source of this 3155-nucleotide messenger RNA. RefSeq names its product sphingosine-1-phosphate phosphatase 1. Bases 311 to 1828 code for a protein of 505 amino acids. NCBI's taxonomy places the organism in Eukaryota, Metazoa, Chordata, Actinopteri, Salmoniformes, Salmonidae. The record is from RefSeq and is a predicted model, not a curated record. The transcript has 3 exons. Gene Ontology annotation, cellular component: endoplasmic reticulum membrane. Gene Ontology annotation, biological process: phospholipid dephosphorylation; sphingosine metabolic process. Gene Ontology annotation, molecular function: sphingosine-1-phosphate phosphatase activity.